CGCCGCUCGGGGCCGGUUGGGGGGGGCCUCGCUGCAGCUGCCGCAGCCGCCAUCGCCGCCGCGAUGCCGAAAGGAGGUAGAAAAGGAGGCCACAAAGGCCGAGCCAGACAGUACACAAGUCCUGAAGAGAUUGAUGCCCAGCUCCAAGCAGAGAAGCAGAAGGCCAGGGAAGAGGAGGAGCAAGAGGAAGGAGGUGAAGGAUCAACAGGGGACCCCAAAAAGGAGAAGAAGUCUCUAGAUUCAGAUGAGAGUGAUGAAGAUGACGAGGACUACCAGCAAAAGCGCAAGGGAGUGGAGGGCUUGAUAGACAUCGAGAACCCCAACCGCGUCCUCCAGACCACCAAGAAGGUCACUCAGCUGGACCUGGAUGGGCCCAAGGAGCUCUCGCGGCGGGAGCGGGAGGAAAUAGAGAAACAAAAGGCAAAGGAGAGGUACAUGAAGAUGCACCUAGCUGGCAAGACAGACCAGGCGAAGGCAGACCUCGCCCGACUAGCCAUCAUUCGGAAGCAAAGGGAAGAAGCUGCCAGAAAGAAAGAAGAAGAAAGGAAAGCAAAAAUCGAAGCAGCCAUGGCAGGUAAAAGACUGCAGUCACUAUCCCUUAAAAAGUAAGCACAGGACAUGCAAGAGGAGGAACCGCCAGGGAGCUGUGCCUGGUGCCUGCCAGGAGCUCUGCCGUGUUGCAUCCCAUAGCUGCCACCUAGGGGCUACUGCGGCAUCGACCUCACCUUCACCUCCAAGAGACACUGACGAUGUGUUUGUCCUCAUCCUGGCACAGAUUUCCAUUUGGGGUUAGGGGCAGCUGCUCCCUUGGGUGCAGAACUGUGCUGAACAGCAAUUCUCUGUAACAGUUUGGAAACCUGAAUGUUUGGGGGGGGCUUUUUUUCUUGGGUUGGUUUUCUUUUGGUUU
This is a messenger RNA of Dryobates pubescens (Downy woodpecker), 907 nucleotides long. RefSeq names its product PDGFA associated protein 1 (gene PDAP1). The transcript is spliced from 6 exons. Gene Ontology annotation, cellular component: cytosol. The coding region runs from base 64 to 609 and encodes 181 amino acids. The record is from RefSeq and is a predicted model, not a curated record. NCBI's taxonomy places the organism in Eukaryota, Metazoa, Chordata, Aves, Piciformes, Picidae. Gene Ontology annotation, molecular function: RNA binding.